CUUAAAAGUGAGAUGUUGAUCCUGAUAAACCUGUUUUUACUUCUUGGCACCGUUGCCAUUCACGCCAUGACAAACAACUUGAAAGAGAAUAUUGCAACCAAGGGAAAGGCUGUACAGUCAUCUACAUAUUACUUAAAGGCUGACGCUGCAAUUGAUGAUAUAGAUUUUUACUGCACACACACUAAAACCGAGACGAACCCAUGGUGGAGGCUGGAUAUGAUGGACCUACAAAUCAUUGAAAAAGUGAUCAUCACUAACAGGAUGGACUGCUGCUUUGAACAAAUCAACGGAGCAGAGAUUCGCAUUGGAAUGUCCUUGGAGAACAACGGCAACAACAAUUCCAAAUGUGCAGAAAUUUCUGGUAUUUCAGCACGUCAGUCUGUUUCCUACUCAUGCGGUGGAAUGCAAGGCCGUUAUGUGAAUGUGGUCAUUCCUGGAGAUUCAAAGAAUCUCUCUCUGUGUGAAGUUGAAGUCUUCAUAAACGGUACUUCUUGA
This is a messenger RNA of Carassius auratus (goldfish), 495 nucleotides long. RefSeq names its product fucolectin-like. The coding region runs from base 13 to 495 and encodes 160 amino acids. The transcript has 4 exons. The record is from RefSeq and is a predicted model, not a curated record. NCBI's taxonomy places the organism in Eukaryota, Metazoa, Chordata, Actinopteri, Cypriniformes, Cyprinidae.